Molecule: messenger RNA, 345 nt
Organism: Penicillium malachiteum
Lineage: Eukaryota; Fungi; Ascomycota; Eurotiomycetes; Eurotiales; Aspergillaceae
Exons: 2
Coding region: 1-345 (114 amino acids)
Source: RefSeq, a predicted model, not a curated record
AUGCAAUUCACCUACCUUUUUGCUCUCCUUGCCUUGGGAGGUGUCGCUAUUGCGGCCCCUGUUGCUGCUGAAGCUGAAGCCGCUGCUUCCCAGGGUGGUAUUGGUGAAGGAAGUGGACUUGGAUUCGGUAGCGGAAGUGGUCUUGGUAGUGGCAUCGGUGCCGGCGCUGGUAGUGGUAGCGGUAUUGGUGCUGGUGCUGGAGAGGGCAGCGGAGAAGGCUUCGGCCUGGGCGCUGGUCUGGGUGGCGGUAUUGGAAGCGGUAUUGGAAUCGGUAUCGGAGAGGGCUCUGGCUCGGGUGGUGGCCUUGGAUUUGGAGCUGGAUCUGGAUCUGGCAUUGGCAAGUAA